AUGAAAGGAACCUUUUUUCAUACUUACUCCGGUCUUUUCUGUGUGGUAAUCAAUCCGUACAAAAGACUACCGAUCUAUACCGAUUCCGUUGCCCAAAUGUUCAUGGGAAAGCGAAGAACGGAAAUGCCACCCCAUUUGUUUGCCGUAUCCGAUGAAGCCUACCGUAAUAUGCUUAUCAAUAAGGAGAACCAAUCUAUGCUUAUCACUGGUGAAUCUGGAGCCGGAAAGACUGAGAACACAAAGAAAGUGAGUUAGAA
Molecule: messenger RNA, 257 nt
Organism: Cylicostephanus goldi
Lineage: Eukaryota; Metazoa; Nematoda; Chromadorea; Rhabditida; Strongylidae
Source: the annotation of a GenBank genome assembly